AUGGCCACAGCCGUCGCCUUCGACCCCUCAGCGAGCGCGAUGCGCGCGCCGCUCUCGACCGCUGACGCGCCCUCGAUGGCGGACUCGCUGCCGACCGUGAACUUUGGGUUCGAGGACCUGCGGGCGCGCAUGGCGAGCUUCUCGUCGCGGUUCGACGCCUUUAUCGAGCAGGGGCGCAAGCGGGUGCUCGAGGAGCGGAACCAGUUCCGGAUCAAUCUUGCCGAGCUGCAGGAGGACGAGCGCCAGAAACAGCGCGACAUUGAGAUACUCUCGCUGAAAGCGACGACGCACACGCAGACAGUGGCCAAAGAAGCGCAAGAGACGCACGAGAUGCACCAGGCCAUCACGCAGCUCAGCAAUCGCCGCUCCGAGCAAGAAACGCGCCGCAGCGCCCUCCAAGCCCAAAUCAGCGCCGCCCAGGCCCAGCUGGCCGCCAAGCGCGAGCUGCAGGCCAAGCACGCCCGCUACCGCGACGCCAUGGCCCGCGCCAACGGCCCCGAACUCGCCUUCUGGACCGACUACCUGUGCCUGCGCAUCGAGGGCGCGGGCGAGGACGACCGCCUCAAGUUCGUCUACUCGCAUGUCGAUGACCGCGAUUGGGACCGCGAGGCUGCCUUCGUCCUCGAUAUGAGCUGCCGCGAAUACGCCGUCCCGGUUUGCAGACCUAAGCUUGAGCAGGAGGAGGUCGAGCGCGUGCUGGAGAGGUUGAAUGAGACGAGGGAACUGAGUGCUUUCUUGAAGGGCAUGCGCGAGCUGUUUGUCGAGGCGAUGAAGUAG
Molecule: messenger RNA, 777 nt
Organism: Aplosporella prunicola CBS 121167
Lineage: Eukaryota; Fungi; Ascomycota; Dothideomycetes; Botryosphaeriales; Aplosporellaceae
Exons: 2
Coding region: 1-777 (258 amino acids)
Biological process (GO): chromosome segregation
Cellular component (GO): Ndc80 complex
Source: RefSeq, a predicted model, not a curated record